GCCGCCGCCGCCUCUGCUGCUGCCGCUGCUGGAAGACAGUCUGGAUAUUUUUUCUUUGUCCCCAUUCCUGAAACCCAGCGAAAGCAUCCUCUGACUGCCAGAUAGCGCAGUGUUUUGGCCACGCAAAUCUCCGCAGACCGGCUGUUGGGGGAAAAAAGUGUUAGCUGCCACUCCCGGAUCUGCAAGGGGGAAAAAAUUUGGAACCAUAAAGCUGAAAACUUUUUUCUCUCAGUUUGGAAGAAGCCGUUCGUCAUGAAUGGGAUCCGCGGAGUUCAGGCGAGAGGAGGCGAGAGGCUCAAAGGAGGGGAGAUUUCUCGCCUGCCGCUCGCGCUGGGGCUCGAUGUGAAUAUAUAUUAUGUCUGCCUGUUCUCCCCUCAUCGGUGGCUAAGGUAAGCUGGACUGAAAUAGGCUAUCAGUUUGUGAAUGGCGGAGAGUAUGUCUCAAUGAUUUAUGGCCCAUAUGACUCCAAUCUCGGUUCAAGAAGAGUUCACAAGCUUUAAGCUUCCUUCCACGCAGCGACUCUCUCUCUCUCUCUCUCUCUCUCUCUCUGUCUCUCUCUCUCUCCCUCUCCCUCUCUCCCUCUCCCUCUCUCUCUCCCUCUCUCUCUCUCUCUCCCUCCCUCCCUCCCUCUCUCCCUCUCCCUCUCCCUCUCUCUCUCUCCCUCUCUCUUCCUGCUUCUCUCCUUUUCUCUUCUCUUUUCUUUAAGCAGUCAGAUCAGGGCUGAAUUUUUGCCCCGCUGCUAAGAAGAGCCUCAUCUUUUUCUCUUUUCCUUUUUUGUUGUUUUAUUUUUCUUCCUUCUUUUUUUUUUUUUUUUAAGUCCUGGAAGGUGGCCUAUCCCCUCUCCCAGGGCUUCCCAGCUAUUGUUACUCUCCCAGGAUUUCGGGGGUGUGCCUGGAAAGGUGGGUUUCUUGGGGUGGCUCACUGCCCUUCUUCAGCGAGACCCUGGGGGGAAGCCGGGAGCCACGUCUCCUUCCCUCCCUCCCUUUCUCCCGAGAAGCCAUAUGGAGCCUGGAUUUUUCCAACAUGGAGGCAAGGGAAAUAGACAUGUUUGGCUUGGUAGAGCUGCUCCCCACCCCCCCUUUUCCUGGAUCCCCAGAUCUCGGAUCCCCUCGGCACCUUUCCCUCUUUUCACUGUCCCAUCAGCCAGGCCUCUGCGCCCUCCAGCCGAGUGUGGCCUGGCAAAGUCCCGGUGCGGAGUUGCUAAGAUGCCUUUUAAUUCGGUUACCUCCAGCGCCCAAACUUGCUGCUGCCCUAGGGCUCGGCCCUCGGCCGGCUAUGCUUGGAACCUGCCGCUGCUAACCGUUUCCGUGUCCUGAACGCUUUCUCUUCGCCUCCUUGGGACAACAUAGCUCAUCGCCAGCCACCGCGGCAGCAGCAGCCGAGACAGCCCGGCGGCGGCAGCCAGGGGCUAACUCGGUCCGCAAACCUUCCCGGCCCUUUCUCGCCGCCAGCGGAGUCUCCAUUCUUUCCUAUCACGUCUCUGGCUUCUUGCUUCCCACACUCUCCUGGCCUCGGUCCUGCGAUGGUUUGCGAGUUUAUUGCAGGGGGAGCGACAGGAAUUUCAGCCCCAGGCGUCUAGUCAAAUUAUUGUUUUAUCAUCAUCAUCAUCAUCAUCAUUACUGCUGUAACAAUCAUUUAGACUAAAUAAAGCCAGGGCCCAGCCAGCCAACCCCCUCCAACAGUUUUAUUUCAUUCUCCUAUCUAUUAAUAACAAACUCAACUGAUGCCUGUUAAUUAAUUCCCCCUUCAGCCAGGGCUGCUCCGAAGCUAAUUUUGGUUCAAUCAUCAGAGGCUAAUGGUAAUAAUAAUAAAGGGAUUGGGUCAGCCUGGUCAAUUGAACUCCAGUUCUCCUCCCUGGAAGGACCUGCUGCUUUGCAGACCCAUGCGUGUUUCCCAGAAACAAAUUCUUCCCAGGACCCAAUCAGAACUCAGGGCUACCCGGCUCCCUUUUGAGUAUAAAUCUGUGCCAUUAAGAAGGGGGUUUAUGUGUGGGAGGGAUUUCCUUCACCUGCACUCCUUUUUGUUUUAUUUUCCUAUUUUUAGUUUUCUUUGGAGUUGACCAGCUGGGCUGAAUGAGAUUUAAGUAGUCCAAACUCAUAUGUCAGAAGAGAGGGUCAGUCUGAAGAUUUUAUGAAAAGUGAUGGUGAGGGGUUGGUAAGAUAGAUGGGGGGAUGCAGUCAGAAGUUUCAGAAGAAAUACACAAGAUCCUGUGACAGCUUGAACCUUUAUUUUUCCAGCACACUUUUAAAAGCCUGCAUUAAAAUAAUCAUUUUUUUUUUGGCCUCAGAGAACUUCAGUAAACAGGGGCACCCAGUUUCCAACCCAGAGGAUAAUAUUGUUCAAGUUGCUUUGUUUACUUCCUUUUUUCCUAGGGAAAAAUUUUCUGUUUUAGAAAGCACUUUCCCAUCUCUCAGUAGAAGUCCAGCAGUUAUCCAAUUUCUUUCUUCUUUUCUUCUUUAGAAAAAUCAAAGGAAACAGACUGUCAAGAAAAGGGUGGGGAAAAAAUUAAGCCUGAUGAAAAAAAAAACAGAGGGUCGGGGGAGACCUGGGCCAAAUGGUCACAGCACCAACCAGCCCCGCCAGGAAAACAAUCCUGUUCCAUUUGGGGGCCCCAUGGGGGCUGCUGGCUGUGGGGUCCCAGACUUGGCUAGAAAAGACUCAGACUGGAGGUGUUGGUACCUGCAGCAAGGCCAUGGAGGAGGCUCAGUGCCACUGGCUCUGCAGGUUAAAAAUCUUCAGGAAGUUUCUAGGUCAGGCUGCAGUCUUCGUGAGGUGGGAGGGGAAGGAGAGUAUCCCUCACACCAGAAGGUUCCCUGCUCAACUUGCUUCUCCCUCCUGCCUCUUUCAGAGAUACUCAGUGUUUUCUCCAGGCUAGACCCUGGAUGAAAGGAACCUAGAUGGAGGCAGAGGCAGGAGGCCUCUCAGCUCAGAGGACGGUGUUGAUGAUGCUUUUAUUUUGGAGUCUGCAACCCCCCCCCACACACCUAUCCCAGAUUGGGGUGGGGGGCGGUGCAGAAGGAGGGAAGAGGAGAGGUCAGGGGCUAGUGUUCAGGCAGGAGAGAAGCAAUGUCCCUUGCAAUAGUAAGAUUCUAUAUCUAGGCAGUCCCCAAAGGAGUAGAGUCCUUAUUUUUUGAGUGGAAAUGAAAACUGGUAGGCUUUUUCUUUUAAAAUUAAAGCGUUGCAAUAAGAAAAAUCCAUUUCAGGUCAAGGAAGUGGCCUCAGCAUCUGCUGUGAAGAUGUUGGGUGGGGGAGUAGAAAAACCCUAUUGAUGUCAGUUCCCUUUUCAGUUCCUAAGAUGGAUUCGAGCCCCAGUCCUCUUCUCCCCCUGUGUCUCUUCUCUCACCCCGCAGGUCAACCGCUACGAACAGACCCCGGGAGGAGGGGGGCAGAAAGGGGAGGGGGGUCCGACGAGCCACGUGACCCCAGGGGUGCCAAUGUCCGGUCGUGAGGGUAUCAGGCCCUUGCAAGUUGCCACCCACGGCCCGGGCCUCGCCCAGCGAUGCAGAAAGCCACCUACUACGACAACGCUGCGGCCGCACUCUUCGGAGGCUACUCCUCGUACCCUGGCAGCAAUGGCUUCGGCUACGACGGUCCCCCUCAACCCCCCUUCCAGGCCGCCACGCACCUGGAGGGUGACUACCAGCGCUCGGCGUGCUCGCUGCAGUCCCUGGGCAACGCCGCCCCGCACGCCAAGAGCAAGGAGCUCAACGGCAGCUGCAUGAGGCCCGGCCUGGCCCCCGAGCCCCUGCCCGCCCCACCCGGCUCACCCCCGCCCAGCGCUGCACCUACCAGUACCACUAGCAACAGCAGUAACGGGGGCGGCCCCAGCAAAAGCGGCCCCCCCAAGUGCGGUCCCGGCUCCAACUCCACCCUCACCAAACAGAUAUUCCCCUGGAUGAAAGAGUCGAGGCAAACGUCCAAGCUGAAAAACAUCUCCCCUGGCACAGCAGAGGGCUGCGGCGGCGGCGGCGGCGGAGGCAGUGGCGGGGGCGGGGGCGGCGGCGGGGGAGGGGACAAGAGCCCCCCGGGUUCGGCGGCGUCCAAACGGGCGCGGACGGCGUACACUAGCGCGCAGCUGGUGGAGCUGGAGAAGGAGUUCCACUUCAACCGCUACCUGUGCCGGCCGCGCCGCGUGGAGAUGGCCAACCUGCUGAACCUCAGCGAGCGGCAAAUCAAGAUCUGGUUCCAGAACAGGCGCAUGAAGUACAAGAAGGACCAGAAGGCCAAGGGCCUGGCCUCGUCUUCGGGGGGCCCCUCCCCCGCUGGCAGCCCCCCGCAGCCCAUGCAGUCCACGGCCGGCUUCAUGAACGCCUUGCAUUCCAUGACCCCCAGCUACGAGAGCCCGUCCCCGCCCGCCUUCGGCAAAGCCCACCAGAAUGCCUAUGCGCUGCCCUCCAACUACCAGCCCCCCCUCAAAGGCUGCGGCGCCCCUCAGAAGUACCCCCCGACCCCGGCGCCCGAUUAUGAGCCUCAUGUCCUCCAAGCCAACGGGGUCGCCUACGGGACGCCCACCAUGCAGGGCAGCCCGGUGUACGUGGGCGGGGGCGGCUACGCGGAACCGCUGCCGCCCUCUGCCGGCCCCUCCCUCUACGGCCUCAACCACCUUUCCCACCACCCCUCGGGGAACCUGGACUACAACGGGGCGCCUCCUAUGGCCCCCAGCCAGCAUCACGGACCCUGCGACCCCCACCCCACCUACACAGACCUCUCCUCUCACCAUGCGCCUCCUCCUCAGGGUAGAAUCCAAGAAGCGCCCAAGUUAACACACCUGUGAUGGAAGAGGGAGGGCUGAGGGGCAGGUCCUGGGGUGGGGGAGACCCAGGAAGGGCGGGGACUCUGGAGUUCUGCGGGACAGCCUGGAGGUCUGAAAGAGGAGGCAGGGAGGUGGCAGCCAGCCUUUCCGGGAAGAAAGGGCUGGAGUUCCUUCCCCUUCUCCUGGCCUGAGAAGUUGCUUUUUAAGUCCUGCAGCUCUUGUUAAGUCCGCCUGCCCACCCACUGGAAAGGAAUCUACAGCAGAUUGGAGAUGACCCUAUCAAUCCUAGGCCUCCAGCAAUAACCAGUUGGAAUUUCACCCUCGAGAGUGGGGUAGAGAAAGAGGAGAUAGGGAAACAACGCAGAGAAGCACAUUUUAAAAAACAGACAAGAUGGCUAGGCCAUCACCAGCCAACCAACCAACUUACCUUACAUCUAUGUGGGUAAUUCCCCCAAAUCUUGAUUUUUUUUUUUCCUGGCAAUUCUCCUUUUUAAAAAAAAAAAAACACAUUUCAAAACCAAGGGCACAAAGCACGUACCCCUCCCACUUCCCUGAAUCCUCAAAUUUCUGUCAAUCGAUUUGAGGUUGAUUGGGCACUCCCUCCAUUUCUAGUCCCACACUUUUCCUGCUCUAGGACAUUAAUAUCUAUACCCCGCCCCCAUCAAUUACAGUCUUCAGAGGGCUCAGGGAUGGUGAGAGGUCCUGAAAGUCAGAGCUGUCUAUAUUAUAAAUAUAUAUAUAUAUAUUUUCUUUUAUGGCAAAGCUGGGAGGUGAGGGCAGGCAAGUUGUCAGGACUGAAGGUUUGCCCAUUCUGCUGCUUCGCAUCUCAGCUCCAGGUCCAUCCCCCUCUCUCCACAGAAAGCAGUCGGUGACACGAGGUUCUACACUUUUCUUUUCUUCCGUUGCUCUCUUGACUUAACGUGAAAACAGGGUAUAUUUUAACAAACUGUCUGUCCCAGGCGGGGUCUGCAGCUGGGCCUGUGUGCCUUGCUCAACCGGGACAGGACACUUUUGUUGCACUUAGAGUUUACAUUUUAAUGGAUAUAAAAACAACUGUGAGAGAUGCCUGGGCCUGCAGGAGUCCAGCAUUGCUCAAAAAGUGUGUGUUCUAGUGAACAUUUUCAUAUAUAUUUAUUGGUUAUAGCCUGUUAAAAUAUUUUCCUUUUUUGUAUUAUUUAUCCCCCUACAUUAUGUAUUUAUAUGAGGAAAAAGGAAAAAAUUGUACUUUUUUUUAGUAUUUACUUGUUAUAAAGGAUGUUGUGUUCCCUGUCAUGUAAAACCAGCUAUUUUAGUUAUAUUGUACUCUAGAAAAGAGCUGUAGAUUUAUGUUAAACUCGUACUUAUGAGCAAUUGUAAUUAGUUCUAAAAGGCAUGAACUCAGCUCCUAAUUGUCACUGUAUAGUCCUGAAUUUGUAGAAUUAGAGUUAAUUCCCUCUUGGAACUUUCUUUGUUCUUCUGUAGUUACUUUUUUCCUUACUUAAAAGGGUUGUCUGUCAAACAAUUCUUGAAUAAACUUUCUGUUAUCAAUUUUAUCUUGUCCUGGUGGUCCAAUUUAGAUAGCAGAGCAGCAGGCUGCUGACUGCCAGAUUUCCCCCAAGGGAAGAAUGGUGAAGACCCUAUCCUGGCCUUUUUAUUCCCCUGCUCAGGCCCCUACCUCCCCCAUCUGUGUCUCAGGUUUAUUUGGUUUUUCUCACGCAAGCUUGGAACAUUCUGCCAAGUUCUUUAGCUAAGAUUUAAGUAACAAGUUUGGGGGGACAGGAGACUUGGGCGCUCCCUCUCCAUCUUUCUGUUUGGCUUCUUUGCCUCUCAGUUUUUCUCAUUGAUUGGUCUUUUGUCUUUUUGCUUCUUUGGUCACAACUUCCUCACCGCCCCCCGACCCCCUCCACCC
Orcinus orca (killer whale) is the source of this 6641-nucleotide messenger RNA. It is a transcript of the gene HOXB3, whose product is annotated as homeobox B3. The transcript is spliced from 4 exons. Gene Ontology annotation, molecular function: RNA polymerase II cis-regulatory region sequence-specific DNA binding; DNA-binding transcription factor activity, RNA polymerase II-specific. The coding region runs from base 3500 to 4774 and encodes 424 amino acids. The record is from RefSeq and is a predicted model, not a curated record. Gene Ontology annotation, cellular component: nucleus. Lineage: Eukaryota; Metazoa; Chordata; Mammalia; Artiodactyla; Delphinidae. Gene Ontology annotation, biological process: regulation of transcription by RNA polymerase II.